Messenger RNA from Oncorhynchus keta (chum salmon), 3426 nucleotides. RefSeq names its product trace amine-associated receptor 13c-like. Gene Ontology annotation, biological process: G protein-coupled receptor signaling pathway. Gene Ontology annotation, molecular function: trace-amine receptor activity. Gene Ontology annotation, cellular component: membrane. Lineage: Eukaryota; Metazoa; Chordata; Actinopteri; Salmoniformes; Salmonidae. The record is from RefSeq and is a predicted model, not a curated record. The transcript has a single exon. Bases 1758 to 2717 code for a protein of 319 amino acids.
AUUAAAUUGUUUUCAUCUACACACAGUACCCAAUAAUGACAAUACAAAAACAGGUAUUUAGAAAUGUUUGCAAAUGUAUUAUCAAUAAAAAAACUGAAGUAUCACAUUUACAUACGUAGGUAUUCAGACCCUUUACUCAAUACUUUGUUGAAGCACCUUUGGCAGCGAUAACAGCUUUGAGACUUCUUCGGCGUUACGCUCCAAGCUUGGCAGACCUGUAUUUGAGGAGUUUAUCCCAUUAUUCUCUGUCUCAAGCUCUGUCAGGUUGGAUGGGGAGCGUCGCUGCACAGCUAUGUUCAGGUCUCUUCAGAGAUGUUCGAUUGGGUUCAAGUCAGCACUCUGGUUGGUUCACUCAAGGACAUUCAGAGACUUGUCCUGAAGCUACUCAUGCGUUGUCUUAGCUGUGUGCUUAGGGUCAUUGUCCUGUUGGAAGGUGAACCUUUGCCCCAGUGUAAGGUCCUGAGUACUCUGGAGCAGGUUUUCCUCAAGGACCUUUCUGUACUUUUAUCUGUUCAUCAUUCCCUCAAUCCAGACAAGUCUCCCAGUCCCUUCCGCUAAAAAACAUCCCCACAGUAUGACGCUGCCACCACCAUGCUUCACCGUAGGGAUGGUAUUGGCCAGGUGAUGAGUGGUGCCUGAUUCUUGACAUUCAAGUUAAAGUGUUCAAUCUUAGUUUCAUCAUACCAGAUAAUCUUGUUUCUUAUGGUCUGCGUGUUUUUUUUUGCAAAUUCCAAGCGGGCUGUCAUGUGUCUUUUACUGAGUGGCUUCUGUCUGGCCACUCUACCAUAAUGGCUUGAUUGAUGGAGUGCUUUAGAGAUUGUUGUCCUUCUGGAAGGUACUCCAAUCUCCACAGAUGAACUCUGGAUCUCUGUCAGAGUGACCAUCGGGUACUUGGUCACCGCUCUGACCAAGGCCUUUCUCCCCUGAUUCUGGCCAGCUCUAUGAAGAGUCUUGGUGGUUCCAAAUGUGGUGGUCCCAUAGUUAUCAGUGCAUGUCAGAGCAAAAACCAAACCAUGAGGUUGAAGUAAUUGUCCUUUGAUCUCAGAGACAGGAUUGUGUUGAGGUACAGAUCUGGGGAAGGUUACCAAAACAUUUCUGCAGCAUUGAAAGUCCCCAAGAACACAGUGCCUUCCAUCCAUCUUAAAUGGAAGACAUUUGAAACAACCAAGACUCCCAGGUCGCAAACAGGCCGUUGUGAUAGAGUGGACAGAUGAAAUAGCCUCUUCAGUAAAAGGCACGUAACAGCCCGCUUGGAGUUUGCUAAAAGGCACCUAAAGGACUAAACACUGGCCAGCUAACAUGUGGCGUACUGUCAUGUCUCCUCAGGUUGUGGAUUAUGGUCCAAACUGAGCACUGACAUCACCCAAAACUGUUAGUCUUAAACAGUUAUUCUAUUUCCCAAGUAAAAUAGCCUUUGAGUGACCAAAAUAUCACCCAUACUAUGCUACCUUUUACUUUCUUAUCUAACAGUCAGUAAGACUGAAGGACAGGCGAGGUGGGCACAGCAACAUCCAAUCCUAUCAUACAUUACAUCAUGUUUUCAUAAAUUGUUUGUUUAUUUAACCGUUUGUUCAUUUGUGAGCUCACAUGCGCAUGUGUGUGUGUGUGCAGAGAGACUCCGAGGAGGGGAGUGGCUGUCAGAAAUUCAGGGAUAAAUAAUGAGGCAGAGCUCAGAGUUUGUCAGAAGGCGGACCUGACAGGGUCACACACAGGACCAAGCAGGAGCAGGACCUCAACGUUUUGAUAAUUUUCUACAAAUGGAGGAACAUGAAGAUGUUCAAUAUUGUUUUAAAGACAGAAACUCUUCUUGUAGAAAGGCUUUGCAAUCGGCAUCUAUCUACAUAACACUGUACAUCUUCUUCGCUGUGAUUUCAACAGUUACAGUAUUUUUGAACGUACUGGUGAUCAUCUCCAUCUCUCACUUCAGGCAGCUCCACACUCCAACCAACCUGCUCAUCCUCUCUCUGGCUGUGUCAGAUCUCCUGGUGGGACUGAUUGUGAUACCAGUAACGACUGUAGCAAUAAUGGAAUCAUGCUGGGGUUUUGGGGAAUAUUUCUGUGUGUUUCAAUUCUACGUCUCUUGUUUGUGUACUUCUUUAUCUCUGGGCAAUUUGGUCUUGAUAUCUAUUGACCGCUAUGUUGCUGUGUGUGAUCCCUUAUCGUACCACUCUAAAAUAACAAUAGCAAGAAUGAUGUGUGGUAUAUCCAUUACCUGGUGUUGUUGUAUCAUAUACGAUGCUACUAUUAUAAAAAACUUUGUAAGUGUACAGGUUCCGAGUAGGUGUUUGAAACAAUGUUUAAUUGUUGAAGGGUUAAAUUGGGUUACUAUAAUUGACCUUGUACUUAAAACGGUUGUCCCGUGCUCUAUUAUUAUAACACUUUAUUUGAAAAUCUUUGUGGUGGCCAGAUCACAGGCCAGAAAGGUGUUUUCAAAAGAGGCUGCCAGUGUGUCUGGUGUUAAAACUGUACAGGCAAAUAAGUCUGAGAGGAAAGCAGCAAAAACUCUGUCUAUUGUUGUUUUCAACUAUCUCAUUUGUUGGACUCCAUCUCUAUUUCUUUUCUUUCUUUCUUUUUUAACUGAAAAUGUAUCAUUCUUCAUCAUCAGUUUUCUGCCACUUUUUAAUUCCUUAAUUAAUCCAAUAAUUUAUGCUUUUUUUUAUCCAUGGUUCAAAGUGACAGCUAAAAUUAUUUUAACUCUGAAUUUAAUACAUUCAUAAGUCCUACGUUUUUAUUUCCCAGUUUGACAAACAGGUUUGCUACAGUUGUGUCAUACAAUUGUUGUAAUUGUUUCUUUCAUGUAACAAUACUCUUUCAUUACAACUUCCUAAUAUUUAUUUGCGCCUCCUUUUGACCACAGAACAGCCUGAAUUCGUCAGGGCAUGUACUCCACAUGUUGUCAAAAGUGUUCCACGGGGAUGCAGGCCCAUAUUGACUCUAAUGCUUUCCACAGUUGUCUCAAAUUGGCUGGAUGUUCUGUGGGUAAUGGACAUUUCUUGAUACACACAGGAAAUUGUUGAGCGUAAAAAACAUAAAACCGUUGCCAUUCUUGAAACACUCAAAACCAAUUCCCCUGGCACCUAGUACCAUACCACUUUCAAAGGCACAUCAAUAUUUUGCAGAGCAGCUCUCUCAGAAUCUGUUUAGUGUGAAUAAAUAUGGAGAUAGGUAACACUUUAUAAUAACACGUUGUAAUGAAGAAUGUAUAAUGGUUUACUAAAUAGUUUAUUCAUCAUUCAUUUAUCAUUACUCCGUCUUUAUGUUUUUUAACAUUGUCCUCUAGUGGCUCAAUUGGGACACAACGCCUUCAACAAGUGUACUGAAGUUGAAAUUAACAAUACUGUAUGAUAUCAGAUAACGUCCAAGUCUAACUCAAUGGUGUAUUGUGUAAGUAGUUGAUGGUAAAAUUAAAGAUUAUGGGAUAUGCAA